AUGUCUGAAUCUUUACUUUUUGCAUUUGCACUCGUUGAAACAGCCGCUGUCAUAUUUUUAUUUGUUUAUUUUAUAAUAACACUAUCAGAUUUCGAAUGUGAUUAUUUAAAUUCUCAACAAUGCUGCUCAAAAUUAAACAUGUGGGUGAUACCAAAAUUGGGAGCUCAUGUUUCUCUCACACUAUUACUAUUAUGUUAUUCUCGUUGGAUGUUAGCCAUAGCGAAUGUGCCUCUUGCCGCAUGGCUCGCAUAUGAAUUUUAUUCGGUACCAAAAGGUAACAUGGGAGUUUAUGAUCCGACUGAAAUAUACAAUCGUGGACAGUUAAAAAAACACAUGAGAGACUGUAUGAUAUUUUUAGGUUAUUAUUUAGUGUUUUUCUUUGUAUACCUCUAUUGCUUAAUUAUUUCAUUAUUAAAAGGUAAUCCACUCGAAAGGGAUGAACCGGAAAUGUCGGUAUUUUAG
This is a messenger RNA of Pediculus humanus corporis (human body louse), 462 nucleotides long. RefSeq names its product cornichon, putative. The record is from RefSeq and is a predicted model, not a curated record. Gene Ontology annotation, biological process: endoplasmic reticulum to Golgi vesicle-mediated transport. The transcript has 2 exons. The coding region runs from base 1 to 462 and encodes 153 amino acids. Lineage: Eukaryota; Metazoa; Arthropoda; Insecta; Psocodea; Pediculidae. Gene Ontology annotation, cellular component: endoplasmic reticulum membrane; COPII-coated ER to Golgi transport vesicle.